AUGGCACCUAUAGAGUUAGGAGAUAUUGGAAUUGGAAAAGAUGAAGAAGAAGAAUUGAAUAAUUCAAAGAGUAGUAGUAAUAGUGAUGGUGUGUUCUUGACUUGGAAUGAUUUGUGGGUUACUGUCUCCAAUAGAAAAUUAGGUGGCAGCAAAAACAUACUACUACUUCAAGGUCUCACUGGCUAUGCUCGCCCUAGUGAACUCUUAGCCGUCAUGGGUCCUUCUGGCUCUGGCAAAUCUACUCUUCUCAACGCUUUAGCUGGACGAUUGGAUUUCAGCACAAGGCAGAGCGGUGAUAUUCUGAUCAAUGGUCACAAACAAAAACUUUCUUAUGGAACAUCUGCUUACGUGACUCAAGAUGAAAUGUUGAUAGCAACACUAACGGUUAAAGAAGCAGUUUACUACUCAGCGCAACUUCAACUGUCAGAUUCCACGACAAAAUCAGAGAAGAAACGAAUAGCAGAGAAAAGUAUAAAGGAGAUGGGGUUACAAGAUGCGAUGAACACAAGAAUUGUAGGAAUCAGUGGAGGAGAAAAGAAAAGAUUAAGUAUUUGCAUGGAGAUUCUAACGCAACCAAAACUUCUUUUCCUUGACGAACCAACCAGUGGCCUUGACAGUGCUGCAUCUUAUUAUGUGAUGAACAGAAUUUCACGUCAAAGAUUUGGAAAAACCAUUAUUGCAUCCAUACAUCAACCUAGUGCUGAAGUUUUUAACCUCUUUCAAAACCUGUGCCUUUUGUCCUCAGGAAGAAUGGUAUAUUUUGGUCCAGCUAGUGCAGCAAUUGAG
This is a messenger RNA of Nicotiana tabacum (common tobacco), 786 nucleotides long. The record is from RefSeq and is a predicted model, not a curated record. NCBI's taxonomy places the organism in Eukaryota, Viridiplantae, Streptophyta, Magnoliopsida, Solanales, Solanaceae.